This is a messenger RNA of Suillus clintonianus, 1056 nucleotides long. RefSeq lists its product as uncharacterized. The transcript has 8 exons. Bases 1 to 1056 code for a protein of 351 amino acids. The record is from RefSeq and is a predicted model, not a curated record. Lineage: Eukaryota; Fungi; Basidiomycota; Agaricomycetes; Boletales; Suillaceae. Gene Ontology annotation, molecular function: dioxygenase activity.
AUGACACACGCUUUAGCAAGCCUCCCAAUAAUCGACAUCGCGCCGUACUUCGAGGCUCAACGUGAUCUGACGAAAUGCCAGUCCACAUCAGACGCGUUACACAAUGCUUGUCUCGAGUACGGGUUCUUCUAUCUAGACAUUUCACAGUUCAUAGAUCCCUCAGAGCCUGAGGAGUUGACCCGGCUAGCUAGAGAAUUCUUCACACUGCCACAGGAGGAGAAGGAUAAGAUUGGCCUGGAGCACCAGGAUUAUGCUAGAGGAUACCAAAGGCUCAAGCAGAAUGUGACUAACGGCAAGGCGGAUAACCACGAAGGAAUCGAUUUCUACAAGCCUGUUGAGAACUCAGACAAAUCCAAACCACUGUGGGGGGAGAAUCAAUGGCCUGAUGUCCCUGGAUUCCAGCUUAAAUACGAGCAAUGGAUCCAGAAGAUGAAGAAGCUUGGGCUCGUCGUUAUGGAGGCGAUGUCUGUUGGACUCAAGAUGACAACGGAAGAAUGGAUGGAGUUACGAGCUCAAGUAGACGAUAGCUUCUGGGUAAUGCGAACCAUCGGUUAUCCUCCACUUCCAAAUGACCACGAUGGCUUCUCCUGCGGAGCACACAAAGACUAUGGCUGCCUAACCUUCCUACAUGCUGAUCCUACUCGAAGUGCUCUACAAGUGUUCUUGCGACAAUCAGGCACGACAACAAUUGAUCCAGAGGGCCUGCCAGCAGAGCAUGGUACGGAAGAAGGAAUAUGGAUAAACGCAGAUCCUGUUCCCAAUUGUGUCGUUUGUAAUAUCGGCGAGAUGUGGGAGAUCUGGACAAACGGAUUGUACAAAAGCACGCUGCACAGAGUGGUCCACAGAGGAUCGAAUUAUCGGAUACCGUUCUUUUUCGAGCCCAACUUCACCGCAAAUGUUGCUCCACUUCCAGCAGCUCUGCGUCUUAUGCCUUCUAAAGAUAAAGAGGCGUCUUCAAACGAAGGACAGACCUACAAACCUGUUGUAUAUGGGGAGUUUUUGCUAAGGAAAGUUGAUAACAAUUUCGCAUUAGACGGUAAAGGGAAGUAUGACUAG